Hyaloscypha bicolor E is the source of this 687-nucleotide messenger RNA. RefSeq lists its product as uncharacterized. The annotation marks the transcript as partial. NCBI's taxonomy places the organism in Eukaryota, Fungi, Ascomycota, Leotiomycetes, Helotiales, Hyaloscyphaceae. The transcript has a single exon. The record is from RefSeq and is a predicted model, not a curated record.
GUCACCAAUUAUGUCUACACUCCUCUGUCGCAGCCUCGAGCCAUCCGAGUCGCGACUGUCCUUCCGGGAGAAAGGACCGAUCCCGUCCAUAUGUUGCUUCAGGAACACAACCUAGACGACGAGAAUCUUCAGUAUGAAGCCGUAUCGUAUUGCUGGGGCAGUGUUCAUCGAACCUCGCAAGUCAUUUGCGAUAAUCAAGCGAUCAUGGUGACAGAGAAUCUCAUCGCCGCUCUUUUGAGAUUUCGAAAUCCCACCGAGGAGCGAAUCUUGUGGAUAGAUUCGAUCUGUAUCAAUCAAAACGCCAUCGAUGAGAGGAACCACCAAGUCAAGCUUAUGGGGAAUGUUUACCAAACCGCAAGCCGAGUGCUCAUCUGGCUGGGAGAAGAAGACGAAACUACGGAGCUUGCAUACAGCUGUAUACGAGCCUAUUUUGAGUUGAAAGAGCCUAAUAUAUGGCGGGAAUUCGAGUCUACCUCGCGGAAAAUACGGGGAUCUGCUGCCUGGGACGAAAAGAAUAAGACUCUAUCAAUGCUCAAGUACAAUCCUGCCAAGAUCGCGGCUGUUCAGGCCCUUAUUGAUAAGCCAUGGUUCUCUCGAGCGUGGACGUUCCAAGAAGGCAGAUUAUCGCGCGAGACUCUCGUUGUGACGGGCUCAUAUGAGAUACAAGGGCCAUCAAUAUCGAAGAUG